AUGUCCACCCCGCCCACCGCCCCCGACGACCUCCCCUCCCAUCCCAACCCCAAACCGCGCGCCACCCGCACCCGCCGUCCCCGCGGCCCCACCACCCAGUCCGCCGACGUCCUUCUCUCCAAAGCACUAAGCUACACGCUCCGUCACGGGGCGGCACGGGAAGGCCUGCCAUUACGCGCGGACGGCUACGCCUCGGUCCCGUCGCUCCUCGCGCUGUCCAAGUUCCGCAAGCUGGACCUGACAUUCCCACUGCUGCAACAGGUGGUGGAGGGGAACGAUAAACAGCGGUACGCUUUACUUCACGAACCUACUUCUUCAGGGGGCUCGGGGGGCGCGGGGGAGGGGGGCGCAAAGGAGGAGGAAGGGGAGGGAUGGUUUAUCCGCGCGAACCAAGGGCACUCUUUACCCUUGAGCAGCGAGGCGCUCUCGCUCACUCCCCUGCUGGGCGCGGACCUGCCGGAGACGCUGGUCCACGGCAGCUUCUACGCCUUCCUGCCCGCGAUACUUUCCAGCGGCGGGCUGGCACGGCAACGGAGGACGCAUGUGCACCUUACCACGCCCUCCUCGCUCACCUCCCUAGAAUCUGGCAGUGCAGUCUCCGGCAUGCGUAAAGACGCAGAAGUCGUCUUCCACAUCGACGCGCGGGCGGCGAGGGAUAGGGGCGGGCUGAAGUUUUGGAGGAGCGCCAAUGGCGUGCUCCUGACGGAGGGGGAUGAAGCGGGUAGGUUGAGCAUGGAGUUUGUUAGCAGGGUUGAGGAUCGGAAGGGCGAGCUGCUCUGGAAGGAUGGGAAGUUGCUGAAGGAGCUGCCGGAGGGGAGGAGGGUGCCGAGGGGGAAGGAACAUGUUGUGAGCGGCGGGAGGGGGAGGGGUGGGAGAGGUGGUGGGAAGGGGGGUGAUAGGAGGAAGGAGGAGGGGGCGGAAGGGGAGAGCGGGGUGGAAGAGCUCAAGACUGAUACAACGGGUGUAGAGGGCGGAAGGGGUGGCAAGAAGGGUGGGAAGGGGAGGAGGAAGGGGAAGGCACCCGAGACAACGGAGGACAGGAUGGGGGAUCUGAAGAUUGAUGCUGGAGAUGUCUAG
This is a messenger RNA of Tricharina praecox, 1077 nucleotides long. Its product is annotated as KptA family-domain-containing protein. Gene Ontology annotation, biological process: tRNA splicing, via endonucleolytic cleavage and ligation. Gene Ontology annotation, molecular function: tRNA 2'-phosphotransferase activity. The transcript has a single exon. The record is from RefSeq and is a predicted model, not a curated record. Bases 1 to 1077 code for a protein of 358 amino acids. NCBI's taxonomy places the organism in Eukaryota, Fungi, Ascomycota, Pezizomycetes, Pezizales, Pyronemataceae.